AUGAGGGAAAUAAUCGAAUUCUUCCGCCUCGGUAACCGCCACGCGGUGCACCAUCCUCGGUUUUUUGGAAAAGCGCCUGCAGCCACAACUGCAGAAACAGGAGAAAGGAAAAAGGCAUACGAAUAUUGGAUGAACGAUAUGUAUCUAAACUAUCGGGAACCUAUAGCUAUCAACUCCAAUCCAGGCAUGGUUUUCCCUCCUAGAAAAUUCACAACCAUUCUAGAUGUAGCUCGGUUCGCAGCCAGACUCAUAGAUGCUGCUCUGGACCACAAAGAAAUUCUUAAUCGCAAAGCUUUGCCUGUAGAGAAAGCUACAUCGAGGGAGGCGGGUCAGCCUCUGUGUAUGGCACAGUUCUAUAGGAUACUGGGAGCUUCCAGAUUGCCCGGAAAGAAGCGAGAUUUUCACCAUGUACCUGCAUCUUCUUCCAGUCACCUUCCACCUCCAGAACGCUUAGAAUGGGUGCUGGAAGCCACCGAUCACAAGAGAAUAGAAGAAGCAGGACUAUACCUAGACAAUUUAGUAAAAGACUUAGAUUUCCAGGUUUUUAGGUACAACGGUUAUGGCAAAGAGUUCAUGAAGUCCUGCAAAGUUAGUCCAGAUGUAUAUAUUCAAUUAGCUCUGCAAUUAACUUACUAUAGACUGUAUGGUAAGCUUACAGCAACCUAUGAAAGUGCUUCAGUCAGAAGAUUUAGGAUGGGAAGAGUGGAUUGUAUAAGAUCAGCUAGUCCCGAAGCUUUGGCUUGGGUUAAAGCAAUGUCGCAACCAAAAGAAGAUGAUACAAGCAACAAGAAGGUAACAUUUCAUCUAGUUAGUGACGAGAAGAAGAUCCUACUAUGGAACGAAGCUGUAGCAGCACAAACUACAGAAAUGGUUGAAAACAUUCUGGGUCAGGGCAUAGACUUACACAUCUUAGGUUUAAGAGAAGCAGCCAAAGAAACCUCGCCUACAGCAGCAUCUCCACUGCCAAAACUCUUUACGGAUGCAUCAUAUAGAUUAGCAAACAAAUUUUUACUAUCUACCAGCCAAGUAGCCACUAGCACUAACAGCUUCAUGGGCUAUGGUCCCGUAGAAUCCGAUGGAUAUGGAGCUUCUUACAACCCUAAGACAGACUGUAUUAUCUUUUGCUUGUCUGCUUUUUGGUCCUCUGAGGUUACUAGUACUAGUAAGUACGCACAAUCUUUAGAAGAAAGCUUAAAUAUCAUGCAAAGCUUACUGACUCGGCCUAGUACGUGA
This is a messenger RNA of Diabrotica balteata, 1233 nucleotides long. The record is from the annotation of a GenBank genome assembly. NCBI's taxonomy places the organism in Eukaryota, Metazoa, Arthropoda, Insecta, Coleoptera, Chrysomelidae.